Messenger RNA from Drepanopeziza brunnea f. sp. 'multigermtubi' MB_m1, 954 nucleotides. NCBI's taxonomy places the organism in Eukaryota, Fungi, Ascomycota, Leotiomycetes, Helotiales, Drepanopezizaceae. The record is from RefSeq and is a predicted model, not a curated record.
AUGCACACAACCAUAUUCUCCCUGCCACUGGGCCUCUUAUUACUCACGUCUUCAACCACCCUCGCAAUCCCGAUCCAAUCCUCGCCCUCCAUGCUAGACACCUAUCUCGAUUUCAAUGGGCCCCCACUGCAACCCGCGGCAGCACUCAUCCAACGCUCCUCACCCCUCUCCAACCAACCUCCCUACCCUCUACCACUGCAAAAACGGACCCUUGAUCGGCGCCAGAAAGGCAGCAACAGCAACAACCAACUCCAUUCCGACCUCGCAGCCCCAGUCCCGAAUCUCCAAAAACAACGCAAGCGAGAGCUAAUCCAGGCACAAAAACCGCUCACCGAAUCCCAAGCCCAAGCCCAAAAACCACUGACCCAGCGCCCUGGCCCUGAGACGCCCGCAGACGCGAAGCCGCAGACGCAUCAACACAAGAAUCCACACCCAGAUCCAAACGGCCCCCACCACCACCACCACCACCACCACCUCCCUCACCACCACCACCACCCCCACCACAACCCCGGCUCCCCAAGCACCUACCCGCACGGCAUCAGAUUCCCGUACUCGACAUUGUCGCCAUCCACGCCUCAGUGCCCGUCGCGAUGUCAGCUACGCACCACGCUGCUCGCCGUUUCAGAAACAGAACUGUCAAAGGCGAAAGGAGGGGACGACGACGACGACGAUACCAAAAGCCAGAUUCGGAUUCAGCCUAGGUCUCGACCUCGCGCCCACGCUCACCUUGAAAGACGUGCACACGCCCUCACCAAAGCCUUGCUGCACCGCCUGCUGGCAGACGGAGAUGCUUCUUCCGCUUCUUCCGCUUCUGCUUCUGCUUCUGCUUCUUACGGCUCGCUUGCUGAGGGCGGGAGUACUACUACUACUACGAAUACUACUGCAGGUACUACUACUGCUAUUGAGCCGCUGCUGCUUGCGGGCUCGAAGAAAGAAGCUGCUUCUGAGCGGUGA